CCUUCUGUUUUCAGUGACAGCGUGCAAGGUGGGUUGAGCCGUGUUGCUGGGAUGCGUGACCUUUGACUUCCACGGAGUGGGAGAGCUCCGGCAGCCUCCAGGAAUUGUGCGGAAUAAUGAGAGAAAGGGAGCCGCGGCAGCACCAGCACUACCGAAAGCGCACAGAGCAGCUCCAGCCUUAGAAAGCAACACAGCCACGCUUCAGGACCCAUUUCACACGCUCAACAUUCACAUUUUCCCACUUCUCUGCCCCCUCCUCUUCUUGUUUUCUCCCCCCACCAUCUCUGACACAUUCAGCUUUCCCCAGCACCAUCCACCUACAUAUCGGAUUAAGAGCUGCACCUACAUUAUUAUUUUGAUAUUUCACUCAUUCAAAAUCAAGCCAACUAUUUUUUAAUAAAGCUUGCAAACAUGAUGGCGGCAGCUCCCAUCCAGCAGAACGGAAACCACACCGGGGUGCCCAUAGACCUGGACCCGCCGGAUUCCAGAAAGCGACCGCUGGAAGCACCGCCUGAAGCAGGCAGCACCAAGAGAACAAACACUGGCGAAGACGGUCAGUUUUUCUUAAAAGUCCUAAUACCUAGUUAUGCUGCUGGAUCUAUAAUUGGGAAAGGAGGACAGACUAUUGUUCAGUUACAGAAAGAGACCGGGGCCACCAUCAAACUAUCUAAAUCCAAAGAUUUUUACCCAGGUACUUACGUCAGUUUUAUGGGCUCUGCAGGUACCACGGAACGGGUAUGUCUGAUCCAGGGAACAGUUGAAGCAUUAAAUGCAGUCCAUGGCUUCAUUGCCGAGAAGAUUCGGGAAAUGCCUCAGAAUGUAGCAAAGACAGAGCCUGUCAGCAUCCUGCAGCCCCAGACCACCGUUAACCCAGAUCGCAUCAAACAGACAUUGCCAUCUUCCCCAACUACCACCAAGUCCUCUCCAUCCGAUCCCAUGACCACCUCCAGAGCCAAUCAGGUGAAGAUAAUAGUCCCCAACAGCACAGCAGGUUUGAUUAUUGGAAAGGGUGGUGCAACAGUGAAAGCUAUAAUGGAGCAAUCAGGAGCUUGGGUACAGCUCUCUCAAAAACCUGAUGGGAUAAACCUGCAGGAGAGAGUAGUUACAGUGAGUGGUGAACCAGAGCAGAACUGCAAAGCUGUGGAACUCAUCAUCCAAAAGAUACAAGAAGAUCCCCAAAGUGGCAGCUGUCUCAAUAUCAGUUAUGCCAAUGUCACUGGUCCAGUGGCCAACUCCAACCCAACAGGCUCUCCUUACGCAAAUACUGCUGAAGUGUUACCCACUGCUGCAGCUGCUGCGGGGCUGCUAGGACAUGCUAACCUUGCUGGAGUUGCAGCAUUCCCAGCAGUUUUAUCCGGCUUCAACGGGAACGAUCUGGUGGCCAUCACCUCUGCACUCAACACUUUAGCCAGCUAUGGAUAUAAUCUCAACACAUUAGGGUUGGGUCUAAGCCAAGCUGCAGCCACUGGGGCGCUGGCUGCAGCUGCUGCAAGUGCAAACCCAGCUGCAGCAGCGGCAGCAAACUUGAUCGCCACCUAUGCAAGUGAAGCCUCUGGCGGCGGCGGCACUGCUGGUGGUGCGGCAGGCCCAUUCGCGUUAGGUAGCUUGGCAGCUGCCACUGCUGCAACAAAUGGAUAUUUUGGUGCCGCUUCUCCACUUGCAGCUAGUGCCAUCCUGGGAACAGAGAAAACUACAGACGGAUCGAAAGAUGUAGUUGAAAUAGCCGUGCCAGAAAACCUAGUCGGUGCAAUACUCGGCAAAGGAGGAAAAACGUUGGUGGAAUACCAGGAAUUGACUGGUGCAAGGAUACAGAUCUCAAAAAAGGGAGAAUUUGUACCUGGCACGAGAAACCGGAAGGUGACGAUCACAGGAACACCAGCUGCUACACAGGCUGCACAGUAUUUAAUAACACAGCGGAUCACGUACGAGCAAGGGGUUCGGGCUGCUAACCCUCAAAAAAUCAAAAUGGCUUCGGGAAGCAAGAUAUUUGAAAGGCAGGUAUGGCGUCAGCUUUCUCCAAACUAUUUUUAUAUGUAGCGGUAAGAAUGAUCACUGUGAAUGAGUACUGGGGGGAAAAAAACAGGACAAUUCAUCAUUAUAAUAUAUCGAAAAGACAGAACCUAUGAAACAUCUUCAGCAAAUCAAAAGGAGAGACAUAGCAAUUUAAUAUCUGCAUGCAUGGUUCUGUGCAAAGACUGCAAGACUAAAUAUAAUGGAAAAAUAAGUAUGGGAUUUGCACAUGUAAGGUUUUACGACUUUGCUGUUACUGUUGGUAAAAUUUUAAAAAAAGCUACAUCACCAAUCGAUGAGAAGGAAGAUCUAUUGUUAAGGAAAGAAGAAAAGAAGAACCAAAGAGCCUUACAAGUAGUGAAAGGGGAUUUCCCCGGUGAAAAGAGAACUUUUCAAGGAGAGCACUUCUAAGAAGCAAUGUUUUUUGGGAAAUAAUUAUUUUAAAUGUACAAGUAUUGCAUUUAAAGCAUUAUAGGAGUAGUCAGGAUAAACAGCUAUGAAAAAAUUAUUGAAAACAUUCGUAGCAACCUUAAUGUGUUACAGAAUACCAUGCAGUGUUUAGAAGAAACCAUUGCUGCUUUAUCCUGUGUUUUUACAUUUUUCAACAUAAACCUGAUUUUAUUCAUGAGUUUUAAAUCAGCUGGACAUACAUUGGUCUGUUUCUCCUUUAGCAUCAUAGUGCCUAACAGAAACUAUCUUUGUCCUAUUGAAUGCUCUUGAGUGAAAGUUGAUUUUUGCCUCAUGAUGACAGUAAAGCUAUCAAAACAACUGAAGUUAAGAUUAAAAAACAAAAUCUUUGUGACCACACCGGAAAAAGUAAUGCAUUUCUUGUAAACACUGCAGGGUGUUCUGUAAAACUUUAAUUAAAUUGAGAUUGAAUACAGCUGGUGUGUGGUUUAUUUGGAACUGAAAUCAUAACAAAUGUUGUUAUCCAAAGGAAAAGUAUUAACCACGAUAUUAACAUCAAUGAAUCCAGUGAUACCAAGGAUAUGUUGUAAUUCUUUUUAGGCUCAAAAUAUACAUAUGCCUUCCUGUUGCAGUAAUAUGGAUCAUCUCACAUUUUAGCAAUAUGAAAAGAUAGAAAAAAAAAACUACCAAUUAUUAAUUUCACAAAUAUGUAUAUUGAUACACACAUAGCCACAGUAUAUUGAUUUUUGAAAUUCACUUUUGAAAUUCAAUGUAGUAAACUACAGUUAUUACAGUCAAAACUUUUGAUUAUAUAUGCGAAUGGAGAAGCCAGCUUUUCUUCUUGGGAAAUCAACAAACUAAUGAAUAGGCUUGUUUUGGUUUCCUUUAAUAUCUGCUGCAAAAAAAAAAUCUUAACUCAGAAAAUUGUUGGAUCUGACACACCUAGAAAAUAACACCUCAUUUUAUUUUCUCUUGAAAAAGUCUUAUUAGUGUUACUGACAUAAGAUUGGUAUGGGGAGUAAUAAUGUGAGGCUCUGUACAAAAGAAAAUCAAGCAGAUGCUGCUAUAAAUAGUAAAGUGGGAUGUGCAUCCUAAUUUAUAAUUACAUCUCCAACUGUAUUUAUUAAUGCCAUUUUUUUUGUUUUCCAAAAAUGUUCUUAGGGUUUUCUUUAUAGUUUUACUCACCAUGUGCGAGGGAAUUACUUAUCAGUUAAAUGAGUGCUAAUUAGGUGGGAAGCAAAUGGAGAGACUUUAGAUAUUGGCUUUGAAAACACAUCACAUACCAGCAACACUGCCAUUUCCUUUCACACUUCACUACAAAUGAGAAGAGGGUGUGCUCUAUAUAUUUAAAUGAAACAAAUCCUACACUGAGGUGCAAUUCUUCACAAUGGUUAAUACAGGAAAACCUGGUUGGUGAUUAAAAGCUGGUGGCGUGAGGUAAUAAUUUGCAGUGCACGCAGGUUUGAUUUCAACACCCUGCAGUAUGGAGAGACAAGCCACAAAAUAAUGCAUCUUGGAUCCUGCAGUAAUGAAGGUGUAUUGAACUACAUGGCACCAGCAUGAGCGUGGUUGCAGAUUACAGUAUGUGAAGCCAAUACUGGCCGUUUCAUUGUUUCAAUGUGCUGCCUCGGUUGUUUGCCAUGCGAUUGUAUUAAGAACUCAUAUUGCUCACGUGUACAUCUAUUCUAGCAAUUCCUAUCUCCUGGCUUAAAACAGAAACUAUGGGCCCUAUUCACAAAACUUUAGGACAGCUUUAAGGCGUGUUUUUGACUUGUUAGUAAUAGUCUUGCGUAACCUAGCAUAGAAGCUUGGUCUUAUGGUAAGUGAGUGUGUGUAUGUGUGUGGGGUGGGAGUCAUUUAUGAAUCCUGACCACUGUCACAAAAUAGUCCAUACAACAGUCUUUACAGUUUCUGUACAUAUGGCCCAACAUAGUCAAAAUAUUUAAAAAGGCUUCCCUUCUGUAAUAGCCUACCUCAAACUGGUUUUAAGCAGCACUACUUAUACAAACGUACACUUUUCACUAAUUGUACAAAAACAUUCAGUGGGAAUUAUCCAUUUCAAUGACUUAAUCUUUUACAAUUUAUCUUAAUACCCCUGCAUAAAUGAAAGAUUAUUAUUAUUAUUUUUUAAAUAUUAUUACAUAACUGUUUUUGGACUCAAGGGAAAAUUAAAAAGACAAAUAGACUAAUUCAAAUAUUGUAGGAAUCCCUUAAUUAAUACUUAAGGGGUUGAUUGAAAUUUAAGAAGCAUGCUUGCCAAUAAUCAGGAUAUAUUCACUUAAUCUUUAUGAAGAUUGUAAGGGAUUGUUCAUUAUUGAAUUUCAGCAAGUUGAGUAAACUGGAAACUGGUGUUGCAGUAAGACUGUUCUACAGCCAUAGGUCCCUAGUUUGGGACAAAUAAUUUCUAGUUCUGCUUAGAAGCAGGUACUUAGCUUUAGGAGUUAAACAUAAGCUUUUAUUUUACAUUAACCACCACUCAUCUUAAAUAGACA
Polyodon spathula (Mississippi paddlefish) is the source of this 4910-nucleotide messenger RNA. RefSeq names its product RNA-binding protein Nova-1-like. Gene Ontology annotation, cellular component: cytoplasm; nucleus. Gene Ontology annotation, biological process: regulation of alternative mRNA splicing, via spliceosome; mRNA splicing, via spliceosome. The transcript is spliced from 6 exons. Bases 412 to 2037 code for a protein of 541 amino acids. Gene Ontology annotation, molecular function: mRNA binding. The record is from RefSeq and is a predicted model, not a curated record. Lineage: Eukaryota; Metazoa; Chordata; Actinopteri; Acipenseriformes; Polyodontidae.